Messenger RNA from Penicillium waksmanii, 1299 nucleotides. RefSeq lists its product as uncharacterized. NCBI's taxonomy places the organism in Eukaryota, Fungi, Ascomycota, Eurotiomycetes, Eurotiales, Aspergillaceae. The record is from RefSeq and is a predicted model, not a curated record. Bases 1 to 1299 code for a protein of 432 amino acids. The transcript is spliced from 3 exons.
AUGUCGACCGCAGUUGCGCCCGCGACGGCAGCAUCUCUGUCCUCACCACAUGUCACCCGCGAUCCCAGUCCAAAGAAUUGCCCGACCUUAGCUCCUCCUCCCCCACCGGGCGCGGCGAAUUCCUCCCCAUCACGACUGUCUACCACCUCGCAGGAUGGUCCGCGAAGAGGCACCCCCGAGAACAAAGACCCGGCCUCCCCAUCAGGUAGCGCAGGUCCAAAGAUCACCGUCAAAAAAGAACCGCCCUCGUCGCCGCGCAUGCAGAGUAGCCGCCCUCGCCCUCGCAAGCUCGACCUUUCGACCAGUCUCCCUUCCUCGAGUAGCAACUUGUCGGUUCGACCACCUAAUGGGCCUAUGACUGCCCGUGACGGUGUCACUAUGCAGGAUGUCGGUCUGGCAUGCCUGUCGCCCGGGUUUCAGACCCAUGAUCCUGCAAUGAGAGAGCAGCUCCAACGGAGUCUCUCCGUGCGCGAACAGCAACGGUCAAUUAUCGAAGCACGACUGCAAAGGUCUGCCAAGGAUGAAGGCCCUGAUGGCAUCAGGCCAUCCGCGCACGAGUUUUUGGGUCCCAAGAGCUCUAAGCGACGGCCGCCGGCUGGCCUGUCCAUCGUCCCUCCGUCGGCAUCGCAAUUCGCCAACGAACGGGUGAUUCAAUCCGCCCCGCUCAACCAGACCUUUACUGGUCGGCACCAACCUCAGCCGUUGACUCGCCAUGUUGUGAACCAGAGUCCGACUCUGGGUUCAUCCUCGCACAUGCACCAACUUCCAGCUACACAGACCAACAACCGCCUCCCUCCUCUCUCCGAUGUGUUCGGCUCUGAUGCCCUGGGUCGGGACAGAGAUGUAAACCGCCCAAGCGUCUACUUAAACGCUUCGAGCACCAACUCUUCCCAAUCGAAUUUGGCACCGAUGCCUUCCCCCGGCCUGCCCCCGAACCACCAGUCACAAACUCCCCACCGAUCACGCGAGUAUCGCUCGGCCGAAGAAGCCGUGCAAGAAAUGUCUGGCGGGCGCGAGGAACUCGAAGGCAUGGUUCAUCACCCGCCUCAGGUCCCUAUGAUGCAGUUUGCCGAUACAACCGCACGCCGUCGUCCCCGGAGUGAGUACGAGCAAGACAACGGAAGCCCACCGCUUGGACAUGGCCCAGAGUCUCAGCACCGGCCCAACCCUGCCGCCAACGCUAGCGCAGCAUCCUACGGCCCUUUUGGCGCCGGCAGAGACUCGCCGGAAACUACACGAAGAAAGAAAGAGGAAUUCCUCGGCCUUUGCGCACGGGCUUGGGAUCUCUUCCAUUCGUGA